Ostreobium quekettii is the source of this 1602-nucleotide messenger RNA. The record is from the annotation of a GenBank genome assembly. Lineage: Eukaryota; Viridiplantae; Chlorophyta; Ulvophyceae; Bryopsidales; Ostreobiaceae.
AUGGUGGGCGCCUGCACGGCGCUGUUUGGCGUUUUCUUCCUGCUUGGGGCGGUGGCCGACUUCCCAUCCGCUGAUGCGCUGCGACUGCAAGGUACGGAGUUUCAAGCAGAACGCCGGAAAUCAAGACAGCUUCAUCAAGCUGAUAGUGUAACUCCAUUUGUGUCGGGAGGAACAGGUGCACCUUGUGGGCGUUUUCCUUUCAUGGUAUCCCUUCGCAACAGACUCAAUGAGCACAAGUGCGGUGGCAUUCUUGUGGACCAACACUGGGUGCUGACUGCGGCACACUGCAUUGACCCCAAUGACCCAAUCACUGCUGGACCAACUCCCAUUAUUGUCGUGGGAGCUUGCAGUCUAGACGACACAACAAACGCCAAUGUUGAAGUUGAGGUACGGUCGUCUAAACAGACCGUCAUCCACCCAGACUACAUAAGCGGUUCGGUUGUGAAUGGCUCGGACAUCGCACUGCUGAUGCUGAACAAGGAAUCUGAAAACGCAUUUGCUCUUCUCCCCACGGACAUAGACACCGCUGUGUCUGGAAACCAAAUGGUGGUGGCUCUGGGCUGGGGGGAACAGGAGGCUGGAAGCACCCGAGGGCCAGAGGACUUGCAGAUGUCCACUGAAAUCGAAGUCGUUCCAAACAGGUUUUGCAACUCAGAUGCCGGGUGGAAUGGCAUCAUACGUGAUACCAUGCUGUGCGCAACGGGCACAAGGAAUAAUCAGGACGUCUGCAGAGGUGACAGCGGCGGUCCCCUGCUCGAUGCCUUCUCUCCGCAAGGGAACAUUGAAGGCGGAAACCCCGAGCUGGAUGUCGUGGUGGGAAUAACCUCAUUUGGCGAUAGGGCAGACUGUGGGAACUCGACGAGGCCCAGUGUCUUCACCCGGGUUGCCAGCUUUCGCAGUUGGAUCGAUGACGUAAUUUCGGUGAAGCUGCCGUCUAUGGCACCAGCUCCGAUGACUUCAUCACCAGCCCUCGUACGAUCAGAAGAGCAGCUCAACUUGGACCUGAUGCGGCUUGCCAGAAGAGCAGAAGAGCCCUCGGCAAAUGCCACUGUCCACCAGCUGCUUAGUCAAGGUGCGGACCCAAACGCCUGCUGCCUUCCAACCGAGCCCGGCCAGGGAUGCCCUGUCCUCCACGCUACUGCGGACAUAAACAACAACGCCAUUGUUGCGACCGCUUUGCUGGAAGCGGGAGCGGAGGUGGGAGCGACUUGCAGAGAGAAUUGGACGGCGUUGCACAUUGCAUCCGGCAGCAACGCCGAGAAAGUGGGACUCGUUCUACUCAACUUCGGGGCGAGCGUCUCUGACAGGACCAAUCUUGAAGAGACACCGCUCCAUUGGGCCGCAGACCGGGGCAAUCUGGGUACAUUGAGGUUGCUUAUUGACUUUGGUGCUGACGUGGAUGCUGGGAAGCAUGACGGCUUUACGCCUCUGCAUCUGGCGGCGUUUAGAGGCUUUGCGAGUGUGGCAGAGCUGCUUGUGGAACGUGGGGCAGAUAUUCUGGUGACGAACAAUGAUGGAAAAACGCCAGGUGAAAUCAUUUGCAAAGAUGCACUAGGCUGCCAGGAACCCACCAGAGAAGCGCUGACGAAUUUGUUAUUGUGA